AUGUUGCUGAAAGACUUCCAAAACGAACUCGAGGAAAGAAGUGCAUGUGCUGCGUCACGUGGCUUCACCCUUGAGUAUCAAAACAAACGAGAACAAGAAAACAACACCAUCUGCCUUGAACAGCUCGCUCCGGCUACUCUCAUGAAAUGGAGACUUUCCCGGCACGAAGCGAUCAAUGCCAAUUUUUCCAAGAAUGAACCUGAUUCUACCCCUAAAUUUUUGAAAUCUUUUGCCAAGGACUAA
Penicillium diatomitis is the source of this 243-nucleotide messenger RNA. RefSeq lists its product as uncharacterized. Bases 1 to 243 code for a protein of 80 amino acids. NCBI's taxonomy places the organism in Eukaryota, Fungi, Ascomycota, Eurotiomycetes, Eurotiales, Aspergillaceae. The record is from RefSeq and is a predicted model, not a curated record. The transcript is spliced from 2 exons.